CAUGGUCUGAGCUCACAGACAACAUUGGCUGCAGAGGGGAUGACUUGAGGGCUCUGGAGAAGUUGUUCAGGCGAAUAAAUACAGCUGUCUGCCUAGUUUAACUUCCACCUGGCGUUCCUACAUUUGGAUAUCCGCGACAGCUUCCUGUGUGAAAGCAGGAGACCAAAGUUAAAGGCUACCAAAGUGUCCCCGGCUCCUUCUAAGCUGCAUUAUAUCAAGCAUCUGCUCGGCUAGCUCGUUAGCUAACUGUGGGAAAAUGAACGGCCAGCUGAACGGCUUCCACAACGACUCCGUCUACGAUGAGGACUGCUUCCUCUUCACCUCUGAAUCUGUCGGAGAAGGACACCCCGAUAAAAUAUGUGACCAAAUCAGUGACGCCGUGUUGGAUGCCCACCUCAGACAAGAUCCUGAUGCCAAAGUAGCAUGUGAGACUGUUGCUAAGACGGGGAUGAUCCUGCUGGCGGGGGAGAUCACCUCCAGGGCCAACGUAGACUACCAGAAGAUUGUCAGGGAUGCAAUCAAGCACAUUGGCUAUGACGACUCCUCCAAAGGCUUUGACUAUAAGACCUGCAACGUUCUGGUGGCUUUGGAGCAGCAGUCCCCUGACAUUGCUCAGGGUGUUCACCUGGAUCGCAAAGAGGAGGACGUGGGAGCCGGCGACCAGGGUCUGAUGUUUGGAUACGCCACCGAUGAGACCGAGGAGUGUAUGCCUCUCACUGUCAUCCUGGCUCACAAGCUGAAUGCCAAGAUGGCGGAAUUACGCCGAGAUGGAACGCUGCCGUGGCUCCGACCCGACUCCAAAACUCAGGUGACGGUUCAGUACCGGCAGGACAGAGGAGCCAUGGUGCCGCUGCGUGUCCACACCAUUGUGAUCUCGGUGCAACACAACGAGUGUGUAAGUUUGGAUGAGAUGCGUCAUCGUCUGAAGGAGCAGGUGGUGAAAGCUGUGGUUCCCAGUGGAUACCUGGAUGAUGACACCGUCUACCACCUGCAGCCCAGCGGCCGCUUUGUCAUCGGAGGACCACAGGGUGAUGCUGGUCUGACUGGGCGUAAGAUCAUUGUUGAUACUUAUGGAGGAUGGGGAGCUCAUGGAGGCGGAGCUUUUUCUGGGAAGGACUACACAAAGGUCGAUCGCUCUGCAGCCUAUGCUGCCCGCUGGGUGGCCAAGUCUCUUGUCAAAGCUGGACUCUGCAAACGUGUCUUGGUCCAGGUCUCCUAUGCUAUUGGAGUUGCCCAUCCCCUCUCUGUCUCCAUCUUCCACUAUGGGACCUCCCAGAAGAGCGAGAAGGAGCUGUUGGACAUCGUGAAGAAGAACUUUGACCUCCGUCCAGGGGUUAUCGUGAGGGAUCUUGACCUGAAGAAGCCCAUCUACCAGGGCACAGCAGCUUAUGGUCACUUUGGUCGUGAUGUCUUUUCAUGGGAGGUGCCCAAGAAGCUGAAAUACUGAACCUCUCUUCUCUCCUAGCAGGCUUUAGGUGUUCUGCAGAAAAUCCUGUGUGUUUGUCUACCGUCCUUCUCUUCCUUCUUCUCUUCCCUCUUCUUCCUCACACUCACAAUCACAUCACGAGAGCCUCUGUUAGAUUAAGAAACACCCCUUUGUCCACUUGUUAGCACAGAUCAUUAAAGAGAAAACAAUAGUUAUUUUAGUUGCUGACAUCUACCAAUCUAAGUGGUGCUACCAGCCAUUAUUCAUCUAUUUGGUGGUGAUUAAUGAUCAUCUAGUUUCCUGACACUACGAGUUAAGAGUGCACUAACUUCUUAAUCAGUGAAUCUGUUAAAGGGGAACUUCGGUUUUUUCCAACCUGGGGUCUGUUUUCAUAUGUCUUUUCAUACAUGUGAGUGAUGGAGAAAUGAAUUUUCGACAUAGCUCCAGUAUUUAGCCAGGCAGGCAGCUUAGCAGCUCAGCUAGCAGCUCGGCUAGCGAAAAGUACGGCGCAACUUGCCCCCCUGCGUCAAAAUCCGCCCUAACGUGCUUUUUUUCCCCACACUAACCGGCUCAGAUAGUCUCAAUGAGUGUCCCACAACAUACUAGAGAUGAGAAGUGAA
Molecule: messenger RNA, 2046 nt
Organism: Acanthochromis polyacanthus (spiny chromis)
Lineage: Eukaryota; Metazoa; Chordata; Actinopteri; Pomacentridae
Gene: mat2aa
Product: methionine adenosyltransferase II, alpha a
Exons: 9
Coding region: 257-1447 (396 amino acids)
Biological process (GO): S-adenosylmethionine biosynthetic process
Cellular component (GO): cytosol; methionine adenosyltransferase complex
Molecular function (GO): ATP binding; methionine adenosyltransferase activity
Source: RefSeq, a predicted model, not a curated record